Messenger RNA from Alnus glutinosa, 1177 nucleotides. RefSeq names its product protein DMR6-LIKE OXYGENASE 2-like. The transcript has 4 exons. The record is from RefSeq and is a predicted model, not a curated record. NCBI's taxonomy places the organism in Eukaryota, Viridiplantae, Streptophyta, Magnoliopsida, Fagales, Betulaceae. Bases 47 to 1087 code for a protein of 346 amino acids.
AAAAUACUUAGAAAUCAAGCAGGAACUGCGCUGUCGGCCGGAAUUAAUGGCUACCGCCAAACCACUGUUAUCUGACCUCGUCGCCGGCAAGAGCCAUGUUCCCUCUAACUACAUCCGACCCACGUAUGAUCGUCCAAAUCUUAACGAGGUUGAAUCAUUUGAUGGUGCCAUUCCUCUCAUCGAUCUUCAAGACCUGAAUGGCCCUAACCGCUCAUAUAUAAUCGAACAGAUAGGCCUUGCCUGCCGAAACUAUGGUUUCUUCCAGGCAAAAAACCAUGGAAUUUCAGAAGCAGCGAUCGACAACAUGUUACGUGUAUCAAGGGAGUUUUUCCAUUUGCCCGAAAGUGAGAGGUUACAAAGCUACUCCGAUGAUCCAAUGAAGACGACGAGACUUUCUACUAGUUUCAACGUGAGAACUGAACAGGUGUCCAGCUGGAGGGAUUACUUAAGACUCCAUUGCCACCCUCUUGAGAAGUACAUGCAGGAAUGGCCUACCAACCCUCCAUCAUUUAGAGAAGACGUUGGUGAGUAUUGUAGAAAUGCAAGAGGUCUAGCACUAAGGCUGCUUGAAGCAAUAUCCGAAAGCUUGGGACUAGAAAAGGAUUACAUAGAUAAGGCUCUGGGAAAGCAUGGGCAGCACAUGGCCAUCAACUACUAUCCGCCAUGUCCCCAGCCAGAGUUAACGUAUGGAUUACCAGGCCAUGCCGAUCCUAAUGUCAUCACCGUGCUCCUCCAAGAUGACGUGCCAGGAUUGCAGGUCCUCCAAAACGGCAAGUGGGUUGCUGUCAAUCCCAUUCCUUACACCUUUAUUGUCAACAUCGGUGAUCAAAUACAGGUACUGAGCAAUGAUCGUUACAAGAGCGUGCUCCAUCGGGCAGUGGUGAAUUGUGACAAGGAGAGGAUCUCAAUCCCAACGUUUUAUUGUCCAUCUCCUGAUGCAGUGGUAGGGCCAGCGCCACAGCUGAUCGACGCUGAUCACCCUGCCCUUUACAGCAACUUUGCAUAUUCAGAAUACUACCAAAAGUUCUGGAACCGGGGCCUCAUGGCUGAAACCUGCUUGGACAUGUUUAAAACCUCGCAGCCUUGACCGAUCAUGGCACGCUAUAUAUAUGUAUCUGGGUGCCUUUUAACAGUAAAAAUUAGUACUCAUCACUGUGCUUCUGUCUGUCAUAUUUCG